AUGCUUGCAUCCUUUCUGCGUCUGUACCCCGAUCAAUAUCCCUCGUCGCCUGGGCACAGACUGCUGAAAGAAUGGGCUAGCCACCAUAAAAUGCACAGAAAAUUCCAACGGAACACGUCAAUUUUUCACAGCUCAAAUGUACUCCACUUCGUCUAUCCGGUAAGGCUCUCUGUUACAAGAAAAAGGUUGAGGUUCUUUAUCCUCUAUCGUAUUUCUAAUUGGUCUCAGUGA
Messenger RNA from Haemonchus placei, 231 nucleotides. The record is from the annotation of a GenBank genome assembly. Lineage: Eukaryota; Metazoa; Nematoda; Chromadorea; Rhabditida; Trichostrongylidae.